This is a messenger RNA of Angiostrongylus costaricensis, 1758 nucleotides long. The record is from the annotation of a GenBank genome assembly. Lineage: Eukaryota; Metazoa; Nematoda; Chromadorea; Rhabditida; Metastrongylidae.
AUGAACAGUGCACAGCAAAAACAGAAAGAGGCGUUGGAGCCUCCAGUUAAUGCGGUGACAAACAUACCCGCGCAUGUAUCCAUUGAAGUCCUUGGGAACGGUACAUGCCAUCUACGUGCUUGUGUGGCGCUACGCACUCCACUGAAAACGUACCUAUUCAACUGUCCGGAAGGCACGUCUCGUUUUUUACCGCAACUUCGAAUGAAGUCGCUUAAUGUCAACGACAUUUUCAUAACACGAGCUACGUGGGAUAAUAUUGCUGGAAUAUCGUCUAUCAUGUUAUCAAAAGAAUCUAAUUGUUUACCAACGCGGAUACAUGGUGCGAUGAAUAUAAAGCAUUUCCUAGAGUGCAUUCGACCAUUUCAGGAUACGGAUUAUGGAUCGGCAAAAUAUCCUUCACAAGUUGAGGAAAGGCCGUAUACUUUGGAAAGUUAUGAGGAUGCUGCUUUAAAUAUCACGUACCUACCUCUUAGUGCACCUCUGCGAAAUGGAGCUGUGUCUGCACAGAUCACGACAGAUUCUUUGAACGUGGCUUAUCUGAUCGAACUGAAACCUCCUCCGAGACGAAUUGAUCCUCUAAAAUUGAUAGCGCACAAAGUUCCAAAAGGCCCGCUUAUAGGAAAACUGAAGAGUGGUAACACUAUUAUACUACCAGAUGGUCGAACCAUUCAACCUGACGAUGUGUUCUCUACCGAUACACCAACGGUUCACUAUUCAGAAGAAAAAUCGCGUGCUCUGGUGUUUGAGUGUUCUGGAGAAGCACAUAUAAAAGCGAUUAUUGAAAAUUCGGUAAUGCAGGAUUUCCUGAACGGUACAAAGAAACUCGACUAUAUCGUUCAUUUGAGUGAGGAAAGUGUUAUUCACAUGCCUCUCUACCGGAAUUUUGUAGAUUCGUUAGCGAAAUCAUGUUGUCACAUUGUCGUCAAUUCGUCUUGCCCAAUAGUACCUGGGAUUGAAAGUAUUUUUAGUGCAAUAACUUCAGAAGCGAAGCGACUUCGCGAAAGGUUAUCAGAUCAGUGUGAGUAUCCACGAGUGUCAUUUCUGGGAACGUCAUCGGCUGUGCCAUCGAAAUAUAGAAAUGUCAGCGGAUAUCUUCUAGAAGCAAGUUCUAAUUGUGCUAUGCUUGUCGACGUUGGAGAAGGAACCUAUGGACAAAUGCGUGUAUUGCUUGGGGAAGAGAAGUGUCGUGAGGUUUGGUUUCAUUACUGGAUUUUGUCUCCUGGACCGCCGACAAAAAGGCGGCGGUUGCCAUCACCGGUAUUGUCCGCUUGUCGUAAUGUGAUUGAACUUAUGCCCAAGGAACUGUUUAAUGAAGAUUCAUGGAACAUCCAAGAGAUAAAGGCUGUACAGGUUCAUCAUACGAGGAUGGCUAAUGGUUUUAUUUUUGGUAUUGGUGGGAAACGAAUAGUAUUUUCUGGCGAUACAAAGCCAUGUGAUCUGUUGGUAGAAGAAGGACAGAAUGCAGAUUUGCUGAUCCAUGAGGCAACAUUUGAAGACGGUCAUGAGGCGGAUGCAUUGAGGAAAAAACAUUCUACAAUGGGUCAAGCAGUUGAAAUCGGUCGGAAGAUGAAAGCGCGUAAUGUGAUUCUGACCCAUUUCAGUGCUAGAUAUCCAAAGGUUCCUGAGUUACCGACAUAUCUUGAAAAGUGUGGAAAUGUUGGAGUAGCCAUGGACAAUCUUAGAGUCCGGUUCGAUCAGCUUGAAUUGGUUCCAAAACUGUUGCCCAUUUUCAGGUGCGCUUUUUUAAAAUUCAUCUGA